AUGACUGCAGUAUUAAGAACCAACAAGUACUUCAACUUUGUGGUAUCUAACAGAGAAGAAGACGUGAAUGAUUACUUUAUGAAAGUCGAGGCCCAAAAUUGGCAGUUGAAACACUAUCUAAAUUAUCGUUUGAAAAAUGAAAGUAUAAUUUUACCCUGGUUGACGGUUUAUGAGGAUUGGAAGAGAUCACUAGGAAUUAUCAAAAAUAACACUUAUAAAAAGGUUCCGGGAUGUAUAAGCGGAUUUUGCAACGAACUACUAAACAUUUAUAAUACUUUCGAAGGUUCUAUUGUUCUAAAAAGUUGCGAACAAUGGUAUGAUACUUUCUACGAACGAAACUUCGAUUUACAGCUUGCUGAAAGAAUUAAAGAACUAGAAAAAAGUAUAUUGGACGUAGAAAAAGAUAUUUUUUCCUCCCAGAAAAUGACAAACCUUCUACAAAAUAUUCGAAAAAGAGAAAUUAGAGAAAAUACAAAUGAUACAUCAAUGUCACCCACGAAAGAGGUAGCAACUUUUCCCGAAGCUGUACAAACGUCAAGUAGUUUACAAGCUAACGAUCAAGAGGACCAGGAGUUAGAUGAUGCAGAAAUCGACAAAAUCAUUACAAACAAGGUAUCUGCCUUGCUUUUCUCAAACCUAAAUCUCGAAGAAAUUUGGAUAAAGUCUCUAAAUACUUCCAGGUCAAUCGAAUCCCGAAUUGUGGAUCUCUCAGUUUGGACUAAAAUUGAGUGGAACAGGAUCCUUAAGGCGUCUGAUUAUUCGCAAUUGUUCAUUAAAUCAAGAAAAAAGCUUUCUAAAGACAAGAUUAACAAUGAUGUGCAGGAAUUACUACAUUAUGGAACUGGCCGAAUUCGGUCAUUAAAUGAUCUAAUAACGUGGAAGAAUAAGUUUGUAAACUUAAAAACUUCAUCUGAAGAUUCACAAUUAAUCAUCGAAAUAGUCGAUUUUUUCCAUCGUUGUUUACGAAGAGAAAUCAAUGUCCUCAUCAUGCAACAUCGAGAACGGGACUUUAUUGUCAAGAUUCUUGGCCAGAUAAUUAGCACUCUCUUAGAAGAGUUUGAUAUUGGUACUUUUGAGCUUAACUGGAUCGAGAAGGAGUCUCGUAGUGUCGCAAAUCGAAAACGAAAGGAUGUACACGAAGAAUACGUUACGCUUACUCCCGAAAUGAAAAAAAUGGACUUAAUCAUCUCAUUGCGAAGUCAUCAAGCUGAACUCCUACCACUUGAAGUGGGUAAUACCUCAGGACCAAUGGAUGAUACGAAAUAUCGUAAGGAUCAUUCAAAACUAAAAGUGGUGAUGAAAGAUUGCUUAGAUACGUUGUGGGGCAAAUUACAUUUCAAGAAAAUAGAGCUAGAAGAGGUUUUCGCUCUUGGCAUCCAAAUUACUGGUAUAAGAUGGACUAUUUAUUCCCUUUCCUACGAUAAUUCGCAGAACUUUUAUUUUUUCGUUGAGAUGGCAACACUUAUACUCCCUACGACAUUCUCAGACAUGGAAGACCUUUUGCCAGAUUUUCUGGAGAAUCUUUUAGCAUUACGACACACAUUAAUAGAUCUGGUUAAGAAAAUACGAACAAUCGCUCAAAAACGACUAAAUACGCCAUCUCCACCAUCAUCGCCUUUACACAGUACCACAGAUUCCCCUCCUUCUGUGAAAAAACAAAAACAAGAUCCUUUCGGAAUUUUAGAUAAUCU
Messenger RNA from Funneliformis geosporum, 1691 nucleotides. The record is from the annotation of a GenBank genome assembly. Lineage: Eukaryota; Fungi; Glomeromycota; Glomeromycetes; Glomerales; Glomeraceae.